Closterium sp. Naga37s-1 is the source of this 3156-nucleotide messenger RNA. NCBI's taxonomy places the organism in Eukaryota, Viridiplantae, Streptophyta, Zygnematophyceae, Desmidiales, Closteriaceae. The record is from the annotation of a GenBank genome assembly.
AUGAAGUCAGGUCGGGGAGGUAGCGGUGCCAAGAAGCCUGGCGUUUCCGCUGCUGCUGACGGCCGCGGUCAACGGUCCAUUGCCUCGUUCUUCGGAGGCAAGGACCAAUCAGGAACCGCGGGGAAGGCUUUACCUGGGGGCGGCCAGAGGUCCAUCUCCUCGUUUUUCGGUGCAAAAGGGAAGGCUGCUGCUGUUGGUGGUGGUGGUGGUGGAGGUAAAUCCGAGGUCGAGGGUUCGAAUCCCAGUGCAGUGGAUAAAGCAAGCGAGGAGUUGAAGGAGACGGCAUUGAAGAAGAAAGAGCCUUUAGAGUCAGCAGCAGCAGCAGCAGAUUCUCCAGUACCCACACAGACUGCUAAAGGGGCUGUUGAAAACGGGGAUGGAGCAGUGGCAUCUGCAGGGAAAGAAGACUCCCGCGCUGAGCAGGCAGUGGCGGAGGAAGCUUGGGGGGAAGAGAUGGCGGACGCGGAAGCAGUAGGGGGAAGGGAAGGCGGAGGGGGAAGCGCAGGAGGAGGAGCAGGGGAAGCAGUGACUGGCGGAGCUGGCGCGAGGCGGUUGAAGCGGCUUAGGAAGGUUGGGGAGGGGGCGCGGGGAGCGGGGAAAGGAAGAGAGGAAGGGGCAGGUGAAGGAGAAGAGAUUGUGGCGGUGGGUGGAGGGACAGGGGAGGUGGGAGAAGGUGCAAAGAAGGCAAGGCAUGAGACGGGGAGUAUCGGGGUUGAAGGAGGCGAUAAGGGGAAGGAAUCCGCUGCUGCAGCUGCCGCCGCCACCGUUGCUGCUGCUGCUUCUGCUGCCGCUGCCAAAGCUUCUGCGUCUGCUGUCGCUGCUGCUGCUGCUGCGGCUGGUAAAGGGGCUUCCACUCCUGCCGUCACACCGAAGUCGCCACCUGGUGCCAGAGGAAGGAAGAAAGCAGCAGAUACAGCUAGUAAAGCAGCAGAUACAGCUAGUAAAGCAGCAACUGACGCACCUGCUGCUGCUGCUGUGGCCACGGCUGAGUUAGCAGCUGAGGGAGGGAAGAAAAAGAGCACUCGUCGCAGGACCAGCAGCAGAAGCAGCAGCAGCAGCAGCAGUGACAGCAGCGGCAGUAGUGGCAGCAAGGGUGCGGCAUUAUCCGCCAGUAGCAGCAGCACCAGUGACGGUGCUGACGUGGACAGUGACAUGGACAGUGCCAGCAGUGACCUGGCAGAGCCACCUGUCGACGCAGCCGCAGGAGCGGAGGAAGCAAAAUCCGCCUUUGACGCCCUAAAGCAAGCUAAGGGACGCACGGAAACGAAAGCCAAGAGAAAAAACAGGGGAAAAGGGGCCGGGGCAGGAGGCGCAGGAGGAGGAGGAGCAGGCGAUGGGUUGGUGGCGCUGGCAGCGAAGCUGGUGCAGUAUGAUCCGGUGGCAGCUGCCACUUGGAAGAGCGGCGAGCGGGUGCCCUUCCUCUACCUCGCCCAGGCGCUUGACAGAAUAUCCAACGAAUCUGGACGGCUGGCGAUCACGGAGAUCAUGUGCAACGUGUUCCGCACAGUCAUGGCCACGUCACCAGACGACCUGCUGCCCAUCGUGUACCUGGCGGCCAAUCGCGUCGCGCCACCUCACGAGGGCGUGGAGCUGGGGAUUGGCGAUGCGACCAUCAUCCGCGCUCUGGCUGAGGCGACCGGGAGGAAGGAGGCGGUGGUUAAGUCGGAGUACAAGGAGUGUGGCGACCUGGGGCUGGUGGCGAAGGCCAGCCGCACCAUGCAGCGCAUGAUGAUGCAGCCGGCGCCACUCACGUGCCACAAGGUCUUUGAAGCCUUCCGAUUCAUCGCCAAGGAGUCAGGCAGUCAGAGUGUGGAGAAGAAGCGGGCGCGGAUAAAGCAGCUGCUGGUGUCGGCGCGGCAGCAGGAGCCGCAGUUCAUAGUGCGCCUGCUGCAGGGCAAGAUGCGCAUCGGCCUCGCAGAACAGACGGUGCUCGCCGCCCUGGCUCAGGCUGCUGUCAUGCACGAGGACUUCCGAGAGGGCACCGGUGUUGCUGCUGGUGAUGCUGCCGCUGCUGCUGCUGGUGCUGCUGGUGCUGGUGGUGGUGGUGCGGGUGGUGACGAUAAGGAUGGGGGCAAUAAGGAGGGUGGGGAUGGGGCUGCUGCGGCAGUUGGGAGAGGAGGGGAUGGGGGGACGGAGGGAGAGGUUGAGGAAAAAUGGCCGGGGAAGGAGAGUCAAGGAGGAAAGGUGCUUUCAAAGAGGGAAAAACUGGCUCGACUGCCGGGAAGACUAGAAGAGGCAGUGCGCAUCAUGAAGCAUGCGUACUCAGUCCUCCCAGUUUACGACCAAGUUGUUCCAUCCCUAUUAAGAGACGGCAUAUGGGCCGUUCCCGAGGCGUGUCAGUUCACCUUGGGAGUGCCGGUGGGGCCCAUGCUGGCGAAGCCCACACGGGGGAUAUCGGAGAUUCUGGACAAGCUGCAGGGGUUGACGUUCACGUGCGAGUAUAAGUACGAUGGGGAGAGGACGCAGGUGCAUGGGCUAGCGGACGGUACAGUGCAGAUCUACAGCCGCAAUGCGGAGUGCACCACGGGCAAGUUCCCCGACCUCGUACAGGCUGUUCAGAAGCACAAGAAAAGUCACGUGCAGACGUUUGUAUUGGAUGCAGAGGCAGUGGCGUAUGACAGGGAGAGCGACAAAAUUCUGCCCUUCCAGGUGCUCAGCACGCGGGCGCGGAAGGGCGUCAUCAUGAGCGACAUUAAAGUGCAGGUGUGCAUGUUCGCAUUUGAUCUACUCUACCUCAACGGCCAGCAGCUGCUCACAGAGAAGCUCGUGCGGCGGAGAGAGCUUCUGCUGGAGUCGUUUGAGCCGGCCAAGGGCGAGUUCCAGUUCGCGACGGCCAUCACGACCAGCAAGGAGGAGGAGCUGCAGGCGUUCUUUGACGACGCUGUCAACCACAGCUGCGAGGGCGCCAUGGUGAAGACCCUGGACGUGGAUGCCACAUACGAGCCGGCCAAGAGGAGCAACAACUGGCUCAAGCUCAAGAAGGACUACAUGGAAGGGCUGGGCGACUCCUUGGACCUUGUGCCAAUCGGGGCGUUCCACGGCCGUGGCAAGCGAACAGGUGUGUUUGGCGCGUUCCUCCUGGCGUGCUACGACCCGGACACGGAGGAGUACCAGUCCAUCUGCAAGACGACAUUCAGAUCCCGUUCCCUUGUUUAA